CCCCACUUCUUCCCAAGAGCAUGUGGGGCCAGGGCUGUCUGCAGGCAGUGCCAUGCCCCUUCCCUCUGGGCUCAGACGUGUCGUAAGAUGACCUGUGUUGUGUGGGCCAGGGGCCGGUGCUGCUCGGCCAGGCCCUGUGGUUCCUGCUCGGAGAGGGAGCACCGGAGCUAUGCUGCAAUGGCCCAUUACAUCAGCCAGUGUCACCAUGCAGACAUGGGGCAAGCUGGGCCCCCAACCCCAGCCUCUCGCGGGCCCUGCAAAGCCCCAUGGCACAGGAGAGCCAUGGCCAGAGGCAAACCCCGGCCCUUGUCACACGGGGCUGGGCCCAGUGACACCUGCCGAAGGCCUGGGGCGCUGAGGGGUGCUUGUGCUGGCCUCACUCAAGUUGCUCGGGGCUGGAAGGACAGCCUGGGGCUCUGGCCGACCCUCUGCUGCGGGCCGUGUCCGGUGCCAUCGCUGGCUGCGGAGGAGCUGGGCAGCGGGGCACCGUCUCCAGGCUUAGCUGCCUGAACCCAGCAGGCUGCUGCUGCCUCUGCCAUGCUCGUUCGGCCCCGCUGGUCUCCCUGGGGGCCGUUGCUCCCCUGCGCUGCCUGCCCCUCACCCCACGCACCACAAAGGGGAAGUUAGCGAGAAAGGAAGUCUCCCCGCGCACUCACUCCACUGCAGCGGCCACCACUCCCCAUUACCGGCACCGCUGCCCUCCGCAUAUACCCCUGCCAGGCCGGGCUGGGCCCAUGGAGACCCCCGUGAAGGCCGGGAUCCUCUAUGUCCAGUACUUCAAAUUUGGAAAGAAGCUCUGGAGGAAGGUGUGGGCCCAGCUCUUUGCCACCGGCCCCUGGGGCGUUGCCCGGCUGGAGACGUGUGAUGCGCGGGACAACGGCUCCGGGCCAGAGAAGACGUCCCUGCGGAAGUGUGAGCGCCGGGUCAUCCGGCUCGCAGACUGCGUCUCUGUGGGGCCGGCUGACGCCCCCAGCUGCCCCAAGGACACGGCUGCCUUCUACCUGAACACCAUCGAGAAGAGCCACGUGCUGGCAGCCGAGCGGCGGGACGAGUGGAUAGCACAGCUCUGCCAGCUGGCCUUCCAGUGCACUAACGAGCCAGCGCCUGGCAGCACCAGGGACCCCCCCGGGCCCGAUCUCCAUGUGGAGGAAAACACCCUCUACGCAUCCUGGCAGGACCUGAAUGAGUUCCUGGUGCUGGUGAACAGGACGGACGCCUCAGCCAGGUGCGGCCUGAGUGGUCACUACCUGCUGGCUGCCUUGCCCAAGGGGCUCGUGCUGAAGACCCGCCAGUCCCGCCAGACCCUCCUCACCUGGCCCUACCCCUUCCUGCGCAAAUUCGGCCACGACAAGGCCCUGUUCUCCUUCGAGGCCGGCCGCCGCUGCGACUCCGGCGAGGGCAUCUUCACCUGGGCCACCAGCCGGGCUGCUGAGCUGUGCAACCUCGUCUCCGCAGCCAUCGCCCACCAGAGCAGCAGCUUCCUGGACAGGAACAGCACCCAUGCACCGGAGCCUCUGAGCUCCAGGCAGGGAACGGAGCCCAGGCUCUGGAGCUCCCAGAGCCUGGAGGAAGCGCUGCCCACCUGGGCCCUAGAGGGUGCAGGGAGGCCGCCCUUCCCUGCGGGGCUCUGUCCAGAGAGCGGACAGGCCCUGCCCUGCACCCUGGAGCUGGGAGGCCGUGCGGGGACAGGAGCUGAGCCCCCCAUCGUCUAUGCCUCCAUCCACAGAGGCCUGCAGCCCUCGCUCAAGCCCUGGGGCGAGGCCAAGGUGGAGCAGGGAGUGGCCAGGGCGUCCCGGGGUCAGGGGCUCCCAGUUUCGGAGCAUCUCUACGAGAACCUCUGCGCCCUGGGGCGCUCCUGCUCCAUGGAGGAGGGGCCCUCAUGCCUGGGCUCCAGGGGCUCCCCGGAAGGGAGCAGCAUUGACCUGGCCCCCACCUACGACAACAGCUGCAUGGUGUCCAAGCGCUGGAGCAGCCCCCUGGCUCCCAGCACGGGGCCCAGCCCCUCCCUGGAGGCCCAGUACAGGCGGCUGCUGGACCAGGAUGGGCAGGAGCGAGGCGAGGAGGAGGAGGGGGAGGAGGAUGCCCUCGUCAGCUCCCUCCCCAGGGCCAGACCUAACAGUGGCUUCAGGAAGUUAGUCACUCUCCUCAGCCGAGAGGUAGCCCCCAAGGUGCCUGGCAAAAGCUCCAGUGCCCUGGACAAGGCCUAG
Emys orbicularis (European pond turtle) is the source of this 2207-nucleotide messenger RNA. RefSeq names its product docking protein 3 (gene DOK3). Gene Ontology annotation, biological process: positive regulation of MAPK cascade; Ras protein signal transduction; cell surface receptor protein tyrosine kinase signaling pathway. The record is from RefSeq and is a predicted model, not a curated record. Gene Ontology annotation, cellular component: cytoplasm. Lineage: Eukaryota; Metazoa; Chordata; Testudines; Emydidae. The coding region runs from base 735 to 2207 and encodes 490 amino acids. The transcript is spliced from 5 exons.